AUGUUCAGAUCUGGGCGCGGGAGGAGGAGAUCUGGUGGCGCGGAAUCCAGAUCUGGGCGCGGAAUGAUCAGAUCUAGGCGCGGGAGGAGUAGAUCUGGUCGCAGGGACUCCGUGGGUGGGGCUAGAUCUGAGGAACGGGGAGGAAUAGAUGUGAGCUCGGGAGGAGUAGAUCUAAGCUCGGGAGGAGUAGAUGUGAGCUCGGGAGGAGUAGAUCUGAGCUCGGGAGGAGUAGAUCUGAGCUCGGGAGGAGUAGAUGUGAGCUCGGGAGGAGUAGAUCUGAGCUCGGGAGGAGUAGAUCUGAGCUCGGGAGGAGUAGAUGUGAGCUCGGGAGGAGUAGAUCUGAGCUCGGGGGGGAUAGAUCUGAGCUCGGGAGGAGUAGAUGUGAGCUUGGGAGGAGUAGAUCUGAGCUUGGGACGAGUAGAUCUCGCUUCCUCACAUCUCCCUGCUCGCUUCCUCACAUCUCCCUGCUCGCUUCCUCACAUCUCCCUGCUCGCUUCCUCACAUCUCCCUGCUCGCUUCCUCACAUCUCCCUGCUCGCUUCCUCACAUCUCCCUGCUCGCUUCCUCACAUCUCCCUGCUCGCUUCCUCACAUCUCCCUGCUCGCUUCCUCACAUCUCCCUGCUCGCUUCCUCACAUCUCCCUGCUCGCUUCCUCACAUCUCCCUGCUCGCUUCCUCACAUCUCCCUGCUCGCUUCCUCACAUCUCCCUGCUCGCUUCCUCACAUCUCCCUGCUCGCUUCCUCACAUCUCCCUGCUCGCUUCCUCACAUCUCCCUGCUCGCUUCCUCACAUCUCCCUGCUCGCUUCCUCACAUCUCCCUGCUCGCUUCCUCACAUCUCCCUGCUCGCUUCCUCACAUCUCCCUGCUCGCUUCCUCACAUCUCCCUGCUCGCUUCCUCACAUCUCCCUGCUCGCUUCCUCACAUCUCCCUGCUCGCUUCCUCACAUCUCCCUGCUCGCUUCCUCACAUCUCCCUGCUCGCUUCCUCACAUCUCCCUGCUCGCUUCCUCACAUCUCCCUGCUCGCUUCCUCACAUCUCCCUGCUCGCUUCCUCACAUCUCCCUGCUCGCUUCCUCACAUCUCCCUGCUCGCUUCCUCACAUCUCCCUGCUCGCUUCCUCACAUCUCCCUGCUCGCUUCCUCACAUCUCCCUGCUCGCUUCCUCACAUCUCCCUGCUCGCUUCCUCACAUCUCCCUGCUCGCUUCCUCACAUCUCCCUGCUCGCUUCCUCACAUCUCCCUGCUCGCUUCCUCACAUCUCCCUGCUCGCUUCCUCACAUCUCCCUGCUUGCUUCCUCACAUCUCCCUGCUUGCUUCCUCACAUCUCCCUGCUUGCUUCCUCACAUCUCCCUGCUUGCUUCCUGA
Messenger RNA from Closterium sp. Yama58-4, 1359 nucleotides. Lineage: Eukaryota; Viridiplantae; Streptophyta; Zygnematophyceae; Desmidiales; Closteriaceae. The record is from the annotation of a GenBank genome assembly.